Molecule: messenger RNA, 2083 nt
Organism: Lytechinus variegatus (green sea urchin)
Lineage: Eukaryota; Metazoa; Echinodermata; Echinoidea; Temnopleuroida; Toxopneustidae
Gene: spef1
Product: sperm flagellar protein 1-like
Exons: 7
Coding region: 132-923 (263 amino acids)
Biological process (GO): regulation of cytoskeleton organization
Cellular component (GO): axoneme
Molecular function (GO): microtubule binding
Source: RefSeq, a predicted model, not a curated record
UGUGUGACGUCAUUGUUUUGGCUAACAACAAUCAUGGCGACGUGAAGCUAGAUUGGAGAUCGAGAUCAAGUGACUGAGCUCCGAGAACGAAUACACACGUUGAGCUGAAGAAUUACAACAAAUUUAUUCAAAUGCCUGACGAAACAAACGCAGAGGAAAAAAUGGAGCCAGAUGAUGAAGAGCUUCAAGAACUUUACAAAUGGCUUGACGAAAUUCCGUUGAGCAGGGUGAAGAAAAAUGUCGGCAGAGAUUUCAGCGAUGCAGUUCUCAUCGCAGAAGUUGUCCAUCACUUUUAUCCUCGUAUGGUGGAGCUCCAUAAUUACACACCGGCAAGCUCAUCCACACACAAGAUUGAGAACUGGAAAUUACUGAACAGGAAAGUGUUGGCCAAAUUGAAUUGCCAAGUACCAGAGAGAGAUAUCCGUGGUUUGAUAACAGCCAAGGCUGGUGCAGCAGAAGUUUUCUUGAUCAAACUCAGACAAAGAAUAGAAGCUUUACAUUUGAAAAAGAAGAGUCAGCAAGCUAAUAAGGCACAGAUGUCCCCUGAUGGUUAUCUAGAUGGGAUGGAGGUUGGUUCUGUUCCCGCCAGACCACCAAAAGUUCACAAACCUGGUGCUGGAAGACCCCCAAGGGCAGCUGCCCCAGCCCCUAAAGCUCCCACGGUGCUCAACCCUCCACCACAGGGCUUCAGUGAUCCAAGAGGAGCCUCCUAUAGACAGCAACUGAAUGGAGGGAUUGAACCUGAGUUGGCGCCAGCCGUUAGGAUGGUCAUAGAACAAAAAGAACAAGCGUUACUCGCAUCACAAGAAACAGUGCAGAUUUUACAAGCAAAGGUGAGGCGAUUAGAACAUCUCCUGAAACUGAAAGACGAUAGGAUAGAGGAGCUGACGAAAUCGGUGCAGAGGGCGCAAGGACAUUACUGAACAAUUUAUGCUCUGUCACGUCUAGCGGGUCUGAGUACAGGCAAUACGGCAAUAAUAAAUAGAAUUGUUCUGCAAUCAUUACAGCACAGAGAGAGAUAGACAGAGAUGGAGAGAGAGAAAGAGAGUGGGUGCUAAGGGAGGAAAGCCUCUUUCACAUUUGGUGGUGCGACUGCUAACAACUGUUGCGAUUCUGUGCAUCAUAUACUGUGACCAAAGUAUUGCAUACGAUCACACAAACAAUUGUGAAAGCCCCUUAAGACAGACUAGACAUAAAAUGGGGAAUAAAUUAGAAAUACAUGUUCAUGUAAUCCAAGGGAUAGAGAGAGAGAGAGGGGGGGGGGUGCAGUAAGAGAGAAACUGAAAUUGAAAAAGAAUGUCUAGGACUCGGCAGGAAGGAAAGUAAUGCAAAUUCGUGGAUUUUAAAACAAAAAUCAUUCAAAAAACUAUUUUUUCUACUUGAAAUGUAUAUAAAGGUUUAUGAAUAUACUUCUGAAUAGAUGCUCCAAGCUGAAAAUAAUGUGAUUUGAAAUAACUAGAGUAAAAUGGAAUUGAAGCAAAACACUAAAACUGUUAUUGAAAUGAAAAAGAAAUGGGUUCUUGAAGCUUUACCUUUUAAGCCCAAUGCACACUGUGAGACGUGAACGAAUGCAACUUUUUAAUAUAUUGCAUUUUGCGAAACAUAUGAAAGUUUCAAGAAGUAAAAUUAUUUUGUUUGAGGUUCGGCAUGAUGUUGGGAAUGUGGUCGGAGUAAAGUCCAAUUCAGCUUCAAGUAGCAGUUGAGGAUGAGGUCGGUACAAUAUGAAAUAGAUAUUGCAUUUAUUUCUGCAGGGAGGCUUAAUAGUCCUUACCACUAUUCUAAACUCUGAUCACUAAAAUUUUAUGGGCUUGAAUGUUCAUCUCAAAUAUUAUAACUAUUUCUGUGAAAUUCGGAUCGCAGUGAAUUGCACCGUGUGCGCCAGCCUUUACACUCUCUGAAAUCCCAACAUGUUUCAUGUGAAUUGUCUGCAACACACAAAUCAAUCCACAUGGCAUUUCAUGAUCAGUUUUAUGACCUGUGUCCAUGAAAUUUGGCACACACAUAGGUCUUGAGCUGAAGAUGUGCAAGACACAAUUUUUGCAUUUGUCAGAAAUUGUAUUGCCAUGGUAGCCACAUAUUAAAG